Molecule: messenger RNA, 5473 nt
Organism: Caenorhabditis auriculariae
Lineage: Eukaryota; Metazoa; Nematoda; Chromadorea; Rhabditida; Rhabditidae
Source: the annotation of a GenBank genome assembly
AUGAAAUUUCUCUCUGAAAGCAGCGCUUUCGUCGCGCUUCUUUCUGUAGCCACAGUAACCUGCCUUGGCGUCGUUCCGAUACCCAACGAUCAAGCCAAGAGCGUUAAGACUAAAUUUGACGGUAAUUUCCAUUAUUAAAAUGGGUUCUUAUUCAAAAUAGAAUUAAUGUAUUUCCAGACUAUGCCGAACAUUAUCUUCUACCAGACGAUUUUGUGAACGCCGCCAACUCUCCGGGUAGGUUUGCAAGUAUUCUGAAGAUAGGGACCGCAAGGCCACACCCCUUCGCUGACCAAAAAACGUCGUAUAUUUCGUUGCAUUUUUGACAUUUCAUUGUUGUUUAUGCAGUUUCCCUGAACCGUUUUGGGAAAAAAUUGAGGGAAACAUACAAUCAGCUAUGCUCUACAAUUCUACAUAGAAGAAAUAGCUGUAAAUAAAAAAAGGAUCGGUUAAAAUGACGUUUUUUCGCGACGCCUUUGUGCGAAAAAGUGGAAAAACGUUGAAUACUUACAAUCCCGCUCGUAGGCAAGCUAUUUUUUUCUUAUUUUUGUUAAGCAUGUAAAAAAAUACACCAUAUAAGUAAAAAAAUAAAAAGAUUCCUGCUUGUGCUUUCAAAUAUCGAAGCGUCGGAAAAAUCGCAACUUUCGAAAUUCGGGAACUUUGGCAUUUUUCCGCGAAACAUCGUAAAAAAUGUUUUUUUGAACUGUUCUCUAUAAAUUUUAGAACAUUUUGAAAAAUAAAAAAACCAAAUUUUCAUUCCAACCUUAAUUUUAAAAAAAUAAGUUUUGAUUUUUUUGAUUUUUUUGAAACACUUGGAAAAAGUGUUUUUAGCAGUCGUAGGCAAAUUAUUUUUUUUCUUAUUUUGAUUUGAUUUACUUUUUUUCUUCAACAUAGUCAAAAAAAUAAAAAAAUCCUGCUUGUGCUUUCAAAAAUUUGAUUCAUUCUAACGAUAAAAAAACAGCGUCCUGCAUUUGCGCGUUGGCGAAAUUGUGCAUUCACCGACCCACGAAAAAUUCCGAAUUCGCGAUGUUUUUCAAAGCAAAAAAAUAGCGUAAAACUUUUUUUGAAAUGAGUCAAAAAUGUUCAGUAAUGUAAUUCGGAAAAACAAAAUAGAACUUCACAUGCUUUUCCAGAACAAAAAAAUUAUUUUUAGUAUCGCCAAACUCCCACUAUCCGGAUUCCACUGGAAAACACGUUCAAAGUCGGGAAAUUCACCUGAAUAGUACUUAAACGUGGAUUUUAAUGAGUUGAGCGCAUUUAAAAAGUGCUGUAUUGCUACAAGAAUGGUUAUAAAAGUCAUUAAUAAUUAAUUUAUUCGUGUUUCUAUGGAUUCACAACCUUUUAUUGGUUCCGAAUUCUGUAUCGAAUCUUGUUUCAGGGAGAAUUUGCGUUUAUCCGUGCUUUCUAAUGAUAUUUUAACAGUUUUGAACAUCAAAAGCAUUGAAAACUCCGUAAAUAUUAAUUUUGUUUUUUUUGCCGUUGAAAAUCGUUCAACUUAUUCUUUCUCAGUGUUUAUUUUUGCUGGUCCUCAUCUUUGGACAUUGUUCUAUCAUUUCCAAUAAUGAAAAAAACUAUCAUUAGUGUGUUUUAGUGCGAAAAAAAUUAACAAGAAACUUUUUCUCUAAUUUUUUUUACUGGUCUUUGAGAGCGCGCCGCACCCUUGCAACGCCCACUUUUUUCGCGACCUCGACCAAAUUUUCUACAGAGAAUUGAAAUCGCGAAACGCGCGCUUUAAUGGCUGUAACUUCGUUCAGAGUCAAUAUUUUUUCCAAGAUCUCUUUUUUUUAAAGUUGCCAGGACUAUGAAGUACACGGUCAUAUGCAAAUCAUUUAAAUCUGAUGGUUUCUAGAAAACUGCCUGCGGUCCCUAUCUGAAGAACUUUAAAAUGUCUUUUAACAUUUUCAAACUUCCAAUCAAAACCGAAAGAUUCUGUUAGUUCAAAAUCAGUUCAUCUCUAUUAAUUACAACGGAGGGUGUUAGAUUUAUUAUAGCCCAUUCCGCGCCAGCUUCUCUCAAUUUUUAGUUUCCUCUGAGCAACAAAAACCUUUUCUUCGAUGUACGUGACAUAACCCUGAGCAUGCGCUUUCUAUUUUUCCUAAAUUUUCUGUUUUAUUAAUGGCGCAUACACAGAGACAGGUCCCGCACUUCGAAGGGAAGCUUCCCGGAAAGGUUCUAUUGCUCAGAGGAAAAUGAAGACCAUGGCCAACUGGCGUAGAAUUAGCUAUACUUAAGAAAAGUUCGUGAAACCUACGAUCUUUCAGUGGCGAAACCGUCGCCGGCGGAGAUCGAAGCAAUGCAGAAUUCGCUGCUCUUCGAAGGCGACAUUAUCGGAAUCCCAAGCGACACCGACGCUGUCAUUUCGAAGCGGAUGCGCGACGAUCCGCUGCUCGACGAGGACGAAAUCUUCCGCAAGCCGGUAUUUUUUGUGAAGAAAUUUUCUUGAACUUCAAACGUUGCUCAAAAAAAGUAUCGAAAAGGAAAAAGUAGACGUAAUUUUCUACUUACAUCUUAUCUCACGCGCACGUUUUUAUAGAGAAAUAUUGGAUUUUAAAACAAAUCAACUAUGGUUUCUCGUUUCGAAACUUCUGCCCACUAUUGCACGAGUCAAUUUCAGUACCACAGCUCUCUAAACCUGGUCACUUAUCCUGACAAGCUCUGGACUGACGGACAAGUACCUUACAUGCUUGAGGAGGGCAUGACCAAUGAGUUAGUUUCUCAGAAACGUCUUUUUUUUCAUCUUCCCAGACGUUUCUUUUUUUUUAUUUCUCCUUUUCAGUCAACGAGCGGCGAUCGCUCAGGCCUUCGACGAGUACAAACAGAAGACUUGCGUGAGAUUCGUGCCGAGGACUGACGACGACUUCGACUACAUCUACGUGAAGCGCAACGUCGCCUUCGGUUGCUCUUCUUAUGUCGGACGCGCCGGAGGAAAUCAGACCGUCUCGCUCGAGGUCGACAAAUGCUUCUCCAAGGUUUUUUUUUUUACAUUUUCCUGAGAACCAUCAUCUCAUCCGCCUGAACUUCCUGUGGUUUUUUGAUCCUUCAACGAUAAUCUGAGUGAUAUUUAUUUUUCUGAAUGAAGGGUUUUAGUUAGAGAUUCGAAAAUUUUCAUGAAAUGUUCUCAAGGGCCUGUGAAGCUCUAGAUAAAACUACCUUAUUGGUUCUACUCUCGAAUGCUGAGCAGGGUAACCCAGCCGUGCUAACACGGGGUCUCCACGGGUGCCCCCGUAUUAAACCCGUAUAAGCCCAGCUGAUAGAACUUUUGGCACUUUUUAGCCCAACUGAGACCCCGCUUUAGCCCAGCUGGGUUACAUAUUUUUCUUACACCCGUUGUUCCCCCGUUUUAGCCCAACUGAGACUAAAAUAACCUCAGAAACACGGGUUUCUUACGGGUACACCCGUUGAGACACCUGCUCAGCAUGCGAGCUUGCGCGAACUUUUCUUUUGAAGAUUUAAAUUAUCGAAGUUCGUGUUCAACCCUGAAUCACCUUGUAAGCAAUUCUUUGAAGUUCUCAAAAAUCAUAUUUCCAGAAUAAAGUUCUAUGAUGGAUGAGUCCUUUUCAGAAUGACAUCUAGGCCUACUUUUCAAAAAAAAAAAUCAUGUUGGUUUUCGAUAUCAACAAGCAAUUUAUCACCCUUGUUUCAAAAAAAAAAACAACCCAGACGUCAGGGUUUUUUUAGAUUUUCAAGAAACUUAUCAAAAAAUGAAUAUAAAUCGUGAAAAACUCAGGGAAUAAUCGCUCACGAGCUGAUGCACGCUCUGGGCUUCUUCCACGAACAUUCUCGCACGGACCGAGAUCAGUUCGUGGACAUCGUCGAGGAAAACAUCCGUCCAGGUCUGAAACAAUCCCAUUUCCCCUCCAUUCAAAAAUAAUUCACAGGAAUGAUGCGCAACUUCGAAAAGUACCCAAGAAAGAUCAUCGACCCACUGGGAAUGCCUUAUGACUACGAAUCUGUGAUGCACUAUCACAAGCUCGCGUUCUCUCGCAAUGGAAAGUCGACAAUCGUGCCGAAAGACGCGUCGGCUGAAGUUGGACAACGUUACAAGCUGUCGGAGGUCGACGCCAGGAAGGUUUGUUCCAAAUCGGACUUGCCCUAGAAAACUAAGUCUUUGAAUGAGUUCCGCUGACGAACGAAUGUUCUUAGCUCACAGGGGGACUACUGAUUGAGAUUAUGCUCACUAGAUGUAUUUUUUAACGCUGAUUCCGAAUCUGCUCCUGAAAACUGCCUUCGAGGCCUUUGAAAAAAGUAACGGCCUCUCAAAGUCGAGAAGUUUGAUGUACUCUAUUUUGAAUCAAUGUAAGUUAUUUUUUCAUGACUUCAUUUUUCAGAUCAACAAGCUCUACCAAUGCGGAGAGUUCUCAAAAACGACGACCACCUCGACGACCACAACUACCACGACGACAACUGCGCCGACGACGACUACCAACGAACUGACUACCAGUGAAGAAAGCGAAGAGGUUUUUAUUCUUUUUUUUGAUUUUUUUACUUGACAGGCAUACAUGGGGAAACAGGGGAGGUAAGGGAGGUAAUUAUUGACUUCAAUUUCAGAAGAUUUGGGGAGAAAAUCAAGAAAAUGGUCAACUUGAGCCAGUUUUUUCUCAAUCUUUUUUCCAGCUUGUUUUUCGCCCAUUCUCAACUUUGCGGACCAAACCGCCCGGGGGUAACGGCUUCAGUAUGCGGCGCGGCCCGAGGCGCCUCGUCGGCAACUUUGUAAAAAACCAUCCUUAAAAAGUUUUCGUUCAGAGUUUUAUUUGCGAAUCAAAUCUCUUAGAUCUUAUUUCAACUUCAAUAUAAUUGUCGUUCACACCUCAGAUUGAGUCGACGACUAAGACUGGAGCGAAAAGUUCAACAACGUCUCGUCCAACUACAACCACAACCGCUACCACUACAACUACUACCACGGAGGUUCCGAAGCCCAAGAGAAGUCGGAAGAUAGUUUUGAAUAUUCAAAAAAUAUUAUCUUAAGAAUGCGAAGACCUCAACGCCCACUGCGGCAUGUGGGAACAGCUCGGCCACUGUCAGCACUCUGUCAAGUACAUGACGCACUAUUGCCGCAAGGCUUGCGGCUUCUGCGACGAAGACACCAAAACUAGUGCGUCUUUUGAUAUUCCUGAACUUUUCCGAAUAUCACUCAAAGUAGGGUUCGAGUUAUAGCCAAUAAAAAGGGACCUGAAACGUUUAAAAAAAAACAUAGUGCCUUUUUUGAACUUUAUGGGACAUGGCUAUAACCAAGUUUUCAGCGACGCCUAAGCCAACGAGCCCGACGAGAGGGACAGAAAAAGCCACGACGACGGCAACCAAGGAGGAAAAGGAAACGAAAAAGGAGAAAGAGAAGGUUGAGGUCAAGGAGAAGGAGAAGCUGGAAAAGUGCGAGGACAAGAACUUGUUCUGCGGCUACUGGGCCAAGAUCGGCGAGUGCAAAAGCGAGAGCAAGUUCAUGAAGAUCUUCUGCAAGGCUUCUUGCGGCCGUUGCUAG